AUGGCAGAGGAAUCGUUUAUCAAAGAAGAAGCUGCGGCCAAGAUCUCGGUCUACACGCCUAUAAUAUACGUGGUGGUGAUGAUCACCGCGUUGGUGGUGUUCUCGGUGGUGUAUAGAAGGAGGAACGUGAAACAUCUUCAGGAAAUGAAGCCUUUUUUCCCGGAAAACAUCCCAAGAGAGAUAUAUUUUCAACUGAAGUACCAGGAACCAAAGCCCAAUGACAAGGUGUUGAAGGCAGCGUUGAUUAGAAGGGGUUCUGAAGCAAUUAGGCGGAUGAUGAAGUUGAGAGAGAACCAACAGCAUGUGAAGUUGCUAUAUGAAAGGGGUUCUAUCGGUGAUGAGCUCUUUCUGAGACAUCAGUUUGCCUCCAAGAUCCAGGAAUUGGAGUUGCAGGAGCUCGGUUUGGAGGCGGAGUCUUACAAACAGGGCUGGGCGCCCACGUUUUUUGCAGUUUGUCAGGAGGUGACUUUCAAUGAGGCAUUGAGAAGGCGUGUAAAGGCUGUUGAUGAGAGAAAGCAGGUUUUGAGCGCGGAAUGGGGUUUGGUGGUUGAGUCUGCUGAGAAGAAGGUGGAGAAGAAGGUGACAGAGGCUGCUACCUAA
Molecule: messenger RNA, 600 nt
Organism: Kuraishia capsulata CBS 1993
Lineage: Eukaryota; Fungi; Ascomycota; Pichiomycetes; Pichiales; Pichiaceae
Exons: 1
Coding region: 1-600 (199 amino acids)
Biological process (GO): post-translational protein targeting to membrane, translocation
Cellular component (GO): Sec62/Sec63 complex
Source: RefSeq, a predicted model, not a curated record